Suillus clintonianus is the source of this 765-nucleotide messenger RNA. RefSeq lists its product as uncharacterized. NCBI's taxonomy places the organism in Eukaryota, Fungi, Basidiomycota, Agaricomycetes, Boletales, Suillaceae. The transcript is spliced from 4 exons. The annotation marks the transcript as partial. The record is from RefSeq and is a predicted model, not a curated record.
CCUGCUACUCGGGCUAGCAAGCGACCGCUCGACACUGAAGAGGGCACCACGGUAGCAUUGAAGAUGAAGAAACAUUCAGAUGGCUCCCGUCUGCCGAGUCGUGUAAAAGUCACCGACUUUGAUGAUGUCUCCAAAGACAUCCUUGUAACCGCAAUCUCUAUCUUCCGCUGUCUAAUCGUCACACAGGCGCCGUUUCCAGAUUCCAUUGCUGACGAGACGAUGCUGGGAAAAGAAGCCUGGCGUGAGGCUUGCCAAUUGAAAGGCAUCAACAUCAAAUUGACGCCUUUAGCAAUUAAGAUGCUCUUGAAACGCACAUCGCAUGUGCGCGGUGAACUCAAAACAAAGAUGCGGUCACUAACUCGAAUUUUUUUUGGGUUUCGGUCGAGCGAAUCGAGGGACGUGAUAAGGCAAAACCGUGAUCUAGCGGAAUCUUUGAAAAAUGGUUCAUCGUUCGUUUUCAAGGACUGGACAGCGAAAACGGGGAUAUACAAGACCGAUUUACUCCAAGAUGGGAUCAAUAUCAUGUGGUUUGCAAACCGAAGUGACGAAGGCAUCGUCUACAAUCAGUACUUCAACCCCAUGCCUAUCAAGGUUAUUGCCCUCACGCUUACAGUUAUUGAAUGCUGUAUUGACGAGUGGAUGCAGGGUGUCAAGGAAGACAUCAAGUUCACAGCCCUCGCAUAUAGAUCUGUCUACAACAAUCAUUUGACCUCGCUGCAGCGUUUUGACGAGCGCACGGCACCUUAUAAGCUCUUCGAAAGGAUU